Xyrauchen texanus (razorback sucker) is the source of this 3010-nucleotide messenger RNA. Its product is annotated as coiled-coil domain-containing protein 6-like. The transcript has 9 exons. The coding region runs from base 11 to 1342 and encodes 443 amino acids. The record is from RefSeq and is a predicted model, not a curated record. Lineage: Eukaryota; Metazoa; Chordata; Actinopteri; Cypriniformes; Catostomidae.
CUGAUGCUUAAUGAUGGCGGAUAGUGCGAGUGAGAGCGACACGGACGGAGCCACCCCUCAGUGCUCCUCAUCCUCCCCAAUCCUCAUCUCUCCCUUCCGUCUAGAGGAGUUGACGAACCGCCUGGCCUCUCUACAGCAGGAGAACAAAGUCUUAAAGAUCGAGCUCGAGACGUUUAAACUGAAAUGUAAAGCGCUGCAGGAGGAGAACAGAGACUUGCGCAAAGCCAGUGUCACCAUGCAAGCAAGGGCAGAACAAGAAGAGGAGUUCAUCAGUAACACCUUGUUCAAGAAGAUUCAGGCCCUGCAGAAAGAGAAAGAAACACUAGCAGUCAACUAUGAGAACGAAGAGGAAUUCCUUACCAAUGAACUCUCACGAAAACUUAUGCAAUUACAACACGAGAAAGUCGAACUGGAGCAGCACUUAGAACAGGAGCAGGAGUUUCAAGUGAACAAACUGAUGAAGAAGAUCAAGAAACUGGAGAAUGACACAAUCUCCAAACAGCUCACCUUAGAACAGCUAAGUCGUGAAAAGAUUGACUUGGAAAACACUUUAGAGCAAGAACAAGAAGCUCUAGUGAAUCGUCUAUGGAAGCGCAUGGACAAACUGGAGGCAGAAAAAAGGAUUCUACAAGAAAAGCUUGACCAGCCUGUCUCUGCCCCUCCAUCCCCCAGGAACAUCUCUAUGGAGAUAGAGUCUCCUGAGAACAUGAUGCGACACAUCCAAUUCCUCAAGAGUGAGGUGGAGAAACUGAAGAAGAACCUGCGCACUGCAGAGCUACAUCAUACAGAAAAGAGGGCUCAAUACAUAGAAGAAGAGCGGCAUAUGCGUGAGGAGAACAUCAGGCUGCAGAGGAAACUCCAGAGGGAGGUGGAGCGCAGAGAGGCCCUGUGCCGGCAGCUGUCUGAGAGCGAGUCCAGCCUGGAGAUGGAUGACGAGAGGUAUUUUAAUGAGAUGUCUGCUCAAGGCCUGCGUCCUCGUACCGUAUCCAGCCCUAUUCCCUACAGCCCAUCACCGAGCUCCAGCAGACCCAUCUCACCAGGGUUGUCAUAUGCCAGUCACACAGUGGGCUUCACCCCUCCCACCACACUGACCCGAGCGGGCAUGUCUUACUACAACACGCCCGGCCUCCACGUCCAUGUAGGAGCUUCACAUGGCAUCGCAAGACCCUCCCCAAGAAGAAGCAAUAGUCCGGACAAAUUCAAGCGUCCUACACCCCCACCUUCCCCCAAUAUGCAGGCUGGCGUGCAGCCGCCACCACCUCUUCCACCUCUGGUGCAUCCAGUGUCAUCCCAAGCAGCUCUGUCACAACAACAACAGCUGCAGCAUUCCUCGCAGUCAUAGAUCAAUGAGCCAUCAGAGAGGAUUCAAACCAGAGCUGCUUUACUAAACCAACCCCCCUUGCUUGGAAUGAAGGCAUGCAUAGUUCAGAGGGUUGCUUCUGAGGGACAAGGAAAUGAACAUUACCCUAAGGAUGUAGCACAUUUUUGACAUGAGAAAGAGAAUUAAAGGGCUGGUUCACCCAUAAAGGAGCAUUCUGUCAUCAUUUACUCACACUCAUGUCAUCCCAAACCUUAUGACAAUGUAAACAUGCUCUAGAGUCUAGACCGAUUUCUUGGACUUUUUUUGUUUUUCAGUGUGUCGUGCAGGAGUGCCAUAUUUAAGACACCAUAACCAGUUAUAAGAACUUGUCUUGACACCUGCAUUCUGUUCCAUUUGUGUGCAGCUUGUUUUAGCAGAAGAAUGCAUACAGCCUAAAUGACCCUUAACUAACUUCCCUGGAACACAAAAUGGGAUGUUUUGAAGAAUGCUGAUGUUUUCAAAUACAAUGAAAGUGAAAGGUUACGGAGGCUGUCAGUCCCUUACAUUCUAAGAUCUCCUAUUGUGCUCCACACAGAGAGAGAGAGAGAAAGAAAGAAUCAUACAGGUCUUGAAUAACAUGAAGCGAGUAAAUAAUGACAGAAUUGUAAUUUUAUGAGUAAACUGUCCCUUUAAGAUUUCAGCAAGUACUUACAGCAUUGACAUCAGUCAAGCAUACAAUCUACAUCCAAAGCGAUCUCUUUGAAAUUGCUUGGUCAUAUAUGGACAAAAGAUUAUUUUGAGAAAAAGCAAAGUAAAAUGACUGUAAUCAUAUAUUUUCCAUAAAAAUGGACAGUUUAAAAAUGUCAACCAGAGCGGACUAGUAGGACAUCAGUGUUCCAGAUAGGAUUAUGUUCAAAGCAGCUAAUGGUCUUUCAUAGAUGACAGGAAACUCUGGCAUUGGCAGCCAUUUGCCUGAUGCCACUCCGGCAUUCACAUUUAAAUAAUAGAUUAGCAAGUGUCUCCAAAAGUGAGAAAGGAAACUUUCAAAUCAGACAGCCUGCUGAUACAGCAAUAUGUAUUUCAUACUGUUGUUAUGCAUUUACCUUGCCACAUAAAUUAUAUUCGGAAAGCAAGACCGCAAAAUAUAUUAAUUAUGCUCAUAUAGAAAUAUCUGGGCAUUGGCAUGACUUUGCAUAUAUAUAUAUAUAUAUAUAUAUAUAUAUAUAUAUAUAUAUAUAUAUAUCAAAUCAAUAGAAGAAAUACUACCAUAAUGUAUACCUGUAGCAAUUUACAUUUUUUUAAAUUAAACAAUCCACAUGAUAGUACGUUUGGAGCAUUGGGGGAAGAUUUUCUUCAAGUAAAAUAUAAUUUUUAUUUAUUUUUUUAACAGGACGUUUCUUGACGAGUAUUGUAAGAUUCAGGUGACUUGGGUGUAUGAGAACAUCUGCUCACUUUUAAGUAAGAUGACUUUGUCUUUUGUGGCUGCUGCAUAUGAACUUCGAUCCUCCUCCUGGGUCCUAAGAUUUUUUACAGCAAGACACUUUAGAUAGGAAAUGAAACCAUGUAGAUUAGAAAGAGACCCGUGUGUGUGUGUGUGUGUGUGUGUGUGUGUGUGUGCAGAGGAUCUGUCUUCAUUUCAUAUGUUCAGCUAAACAGUGUUUGGUACCACUGUGAUUGAUUUUCUUUUGGGGUUUUUUUUAUUCCAGAAUA